AAGCAUGGAAAACACAUUCGCUCCGAAGGACAGGAUCCCGGUGAGACCCCUGAACUCCUCGUGCAUUGGUCCGGUGUGUUUGUUCAGGGGAGGUUGAAUUCCCCUUCGCCUGGACAAGGCUUUAAAAACAUCUGGGGGGGUGAACGGACGCCAGUUGUUUUUCUUCCAAACCCAGAGCAAGUGAGAUAACCGAGGUGCUUUUAUAAGUGUCUGCUUUGAAGGGUAGACGUCGAAGGAUUUGAGCACGGGUCCUUCCGUAGGGAAGGGACAACCACGGGGGUCAUGUUUCGGGCGCUGUCGGCUCUGUGCUUGGCCUCGCUCCCGAGCCUGCUCUGGACUUCACCACUGUUCGUGGAGAGGGACAACAACCAGUCAACCGUCUGUAAGCUCGCACCUCUCUGGGACAUCGAUGGCUAUUCUCCCAUGAACGAGCUGCUGGGAAACGUGGUGGUGGUAGCGCUGCUGAAAGCUAGCUGACACUUCUGCCUCACGCAGGCUGCUAAGCUGGGAGACCUGCGUGAUAAGCUGGUACGGGGAAACCUGACCGGCGUCGCGUUUCUGAUCGUGAACGAACAGGACGCUCAUUCCAGGGCCAUGUACUGGGAGAUGAAGAGACGGACGUCGGAGGGCAUCCCCGUGUACCAGCAGAGCCCACUGCAGAGCAACGUCUGGGACACGCUGCAGGGGGACAAGGACGACUUCUUAGUCUACGACCGAUGCGGCCGUCUGACGUUUCACAUCAUGCUGCCGUUCAGUAUCCUGCACUACCCCUACGUGGAGGCGGCCGUCAGAGCCACGUACUUCCAAAACAUCUGUAACUGCACGCUGGAUUCCAACUCUACUCGGCUAACUAGCAGCAACGUGACCAGAGGGAAAUCUUUUGAGCAGAACCCAACUACAGCAGAAUCGCCUAACAUCAACAAUCAUCAUCAUCAUGACCAUGACCAUCACGUUCGCCAUGACCACAGCCGGAAUCGUCCCUCCCAGUAUCCGGCCGUCACGCAGACCACCAGCACCGCGCCAGUGAAGAAACACGCUCACCCUGACCCAGAACGUGUUAAUCACAUGAACACACCCUAAUCCUAACCCUUUUUCAAAUACAAGACCCCGACUGCUUUAACUUUGAGAACCAUGGCUUGACUCAUUCAUAUUUAACGCUGUUUCUUUACUCUUGUACUGGAGCUACGAUGCUAAAUCAGCUAACUAGUAAUAGAAGCCUGGAGCCAGCAGUUCAGCGCCGUACGAUCUGCAUGUUCAAAUCAUCACCAUCGUCUUCAUGGCGUCUCAAACAGAUCGGCUGGUUUGGUUCCUGAGACACUCAUAAACUUGGACAUCGCAGAGCUAAACGCGGUCGUAACUCCGCCCUGAAGGCAGAUCGCGUGUGAAGUUUUGAAAUGGAACUUUUCCCGUCGCUGUAUAUGAACGGAUAGUGUGAAGUAACACGCUCCGCUUUAUCGCUCCGCGUACGGACUCGUUUACUUCGUGACUAAUUCGUAGGAGCGUUUACGCGGGAAACGUUCAUGAAAAUCCCUUUUGCGAAAACCUCCGUGUCCAACGUUCGGCUCCCGAGUUUGCGUGAAUUUAUCGGCUACAACUCUGAGUUACUGCGAUUUUAAAUACGUGGUUUAUACGUCACGUUUCAAUCGCUCGAGUAUUUCACUUGCACGCCAAUUCCAUGACCAUUCUGUGAAGCGCAUUCGUUGCGUAAUCAAGCAAAAUACCAAAAACGCUUGAUUUUGCAGCGGGUUUUUUGCGAAAUCGCGCUCUUUCUCGGCGAUGUUUGCCGGUAAACGAGCCCUUUCAGCCGUACUCGUGUUCGACGCACGUGAAUCGAAGAGGGCUUCGGCCGAACGCGUUCGCGCUACGUCAUCACGACGCGCCUCGGCACGAAUCUUGCGGAAAAUCUGCUGCGAUUUAUUUAUUUAUUUAUUUAAAUCGCCAGCUCCUCCGAAUAUUGCGGAGUUUCCUUGAUUUUGCGUUCAUUUCUGCGAUCGAGGGACCGCUUCCAUGACUCGAAAGAAAGCGAUCCCAAACAAAUCCGCAAUAAAAACGAAGACGCAUCAAACCAGCCGUCCGAAUAGGACAAAAGUAACGGCGCCCUACGAAGAGGUCGAAAAAAGUCCAUUCCGCGAAGGCUGGAAGAAUUUCGCUCGCUCUGCGCUUCUUUCACCGUUAUUUGCUCGUGUUGUGUGGGCGUGGCUAAAAUGAGAUCGGCUGUUCCGUGAAACACGAUUGGUAAAUUUGUUCAACGUACGCACGCGAGUACGAGGAAAAUCGACGUUACUGAAAUGUUUAUACAACACUGAACUGGUAGCUCCUUUGUUAGCAACAUUUGCCUCGCAGCUCUAAUAUAAAACUGAAAAAUAGCAUACUUGGACACCAAAAAAACCAAAACGUCUCAACUGAUUAACUAUAAUUGCGAUAAAGGAAAAUAAAUCAUAUCUUUCUUGUCAUUUCUUUUGGUUUAAUUAUUAUUUUUUUUAAUUAAUCGAAUGUAGUUCCUCAGUAAGUCUUUGACCAGCUUUCAGGCAGAGAAACAUCACUGAUGGAUCGUCGUGAACAGUCGCUCCUCUUGGGUUCCUCCUCGUUGCUCUUAAUGAAGCAUGCACGUCAAACCCGGCCCGGGUGUGUGCACGCAGAUGCUGGGCCGAGGAGUAAUCACGUGGAGCGCCAGCACGCGUUCUGUCCAAGAUGGCUGCCUCUGAGAGCUAGAACGCUAAAUCGGCGUUCUUUAGCGUGUGUUCAAACGAACGAGGAACUGAAAUCAACAUGCCGGUGGUCAGUUAUGAUGUUUUAUAUGGGAUCUCGGAUUAUACGGAAUAAUCUGCAGAUGCAUUGAGAAAAGAGAUCGCAUGUGUUACAACACUAAAUCAUAUUUCUGUAUUGUUGUUUUUUGAUUAGUUUUUUUUUAUAAUAAUAAUGAUAAACAAAAGACCAGGAAAAACCCUCCUAGGUCGUCCAAUUUAAUGCUGCCUUUUUAAAAAGUCAACGCUAUAAUGUACUGAUGUAAUCAUACCGAGGUUUUUUAUUCCCCCUUAAUAAAAAAUACAUCAAAUCAA
Ictalurus punctatus (channel catfish) is the source of this 3059-nucleotide messenger RNA. It is a transcript of the gene selenop2, whose product is annotated as selenoprotein P2. Gene Ontology annotation, biological process: selenium compound metabolic process. Gene Ontology annotation, molecular function: selenium binding. The record is from RefSeq and is a predicted model, not a curated record. The transcript is spliced from 5 exons. NCBI's taxonomy places the organism in Eukaryota, Metazoa, Chordata, Actinopteri, Siluriformes, Ictaluridae. Gene Ontology annotation, cellular component: extracellular region.